CUUAAGAAGUACGGCUUCCUUGCAAGCUCCCCCGCCAUCCUCAAAAACAUAACCCCCCCUAAAGUCGAUCAGUCGGUGACGAUUUCCACACGUCGAAAAGUUUACAGCCCACUACCCAUCCCUCUCUCCGGUACGCCUUCAUCUUUCCCGCGCACUUGCCGACGUUGAUUUCCGCUUUCACUUCGACAAAUCUCUCCAUCUGUUCGGUUUCUUUUGCUUUGCGCCAGCUGCUAACGUCGCGAUCAGCCCCGCUUGUUUACAAUUCACUCGCACCGAACCGAUUCGUUCACCGAUCGCAAACAUGGCCGAAACCCAGACUCCUACCUUCAAGCUCGUCCUUGUCGGCGAUGGCGGUACCGGAAAGACCACCUUCGUCAAGCGUCACUUGACUGGUGAGUUCGAGAAGAAGUACAUGGCCACUCUUGGUGUCGAAGUCCACCCCCUCGGCUUCAGCACGAACUUUGGUCAGAUUCAGUUCGACGUCUGGGAUACCGCCGGCCAGGAGAAGUUCGGUGGUCUCCGUGAUGGUUACUACAUCAACGGCCAGUGCGGUAUCAUCAUGUUCGAUGUCACCUCCCGUAUCACCUACAAGAACGUCCCCAACUGGCACCGUGAUCUCGUUCGCGUUUGCGAGAACAUUCCCAUUGUUCUCUGCGGCAACAAGGUCGACGUGAAGGAGCGCAAGGUCAAGGCCAAGACCAUUACCUUCCACCGCAAGAAGAACCUCCAGUACUACGAUAUCUCUGCCAAGUCCAACUACAACUUCGAGAAGCCUUUCCUCUGGCUUGCACGCAAGCUUGUCGGCAACCCCGCCUUGGAAUUCGUUGCCGCACCGGCUCUCGCUCCCCCCACCGCCCAGGUCGACGAGAAGCUCCUCGAGCAGUACCGCCAGGAGAUGGCUGAGGCUUCCAACAUGCCUCUGCCCGGUGAACUUUCGGACGAUGACUUGUAAAUAUAGAGACGCGACAUGGACAUGAUCCCAACGCGGUGGAACGGUUGAAAGGACGUCGUGAACCGAUAUUCUCUGGCGCAGACCGGCUAUAGCUGGUCACGGUCAUUAUGAUAGAAGACGGCACGGCCGGUUCGGUAUGGUAGACUCGGAGCUGGGUGGAGGGUUUUACACUUGCUGGGAGACGACCAGCAUACUUUGAGUAGUUUGACGCCUUACAAGAUGAACACUGAGUCCUUACAUUUCCACCAAGGUGUCUCGGGUUCCGCUCGUCCUCUUCUCUACUUUGCGUGUGCGUACCUCGGCAGACAGCGCAAUGCAUUCAAUUAGAUAGCAAUUCAAUGAUUAGCUAGGCAUGAUCGGGCAGACAGACAGAUAUGAAGAGAGAGAGAGAGAGAGAGAGAGAGAGAGAGAGAGAGAGAGAGAGAGAGAGAGAGAGA
This is a messenger RNA of Colletotrichum godetiae, 1389 nucleotides long. RefSeq names its product ras family protein. Lineage: Eukaryota; Fungi; Ascomycota; Sordariomycetes; Glomerellales; Glomerellaceae. Gene Ontology annotation, biological process: ribosomal subunit export from nucleus; protein import into nucleus. Gene Ontology annotation, cellular component: nucleus; cytoplasm. The coding region runs from base 302 to 952 and encodes 216 amino acids. Gene Ontology annotation, molecular function: GTP binding; GTPase activity. The transcript has 5 exons. The record is from RefSeq and is a predicted model, not a curated record.